This is a messenger RNA of Hydra vulgaris (swiftwater hydra), 1415 nucleotides long. Its product is annotated as cytoplasmic tRNA 2-thiolation protein 2. The record is from RefSeq and is a predicted model, not a curated record. Lineage: Eukaryota; Metazoa; Cnidaria; Hydrozoa; Anthoathecata; Hydridae. Gene Ontology annotation, molecular function: tRNA binding; sulfurtransferase activity. Gene Ontology annotation, cellular component: cytosol. Gene Ontology annotation, biological process: tRNA wobble position uridine thiolation.
ACGCUCCAUCUAUCCAUGCUUUCAAAAACAUACAUUAUGUGUGACAUCAAUUCAGAUAAUCACAAUGUGGAAACUGAAAUGAUUUAUAAAAAGAAGAUUUUGCCAGGUACUUUAUGCAUGAAGUGUAAAGUUCAGAAGGCUGCUGCUAUUGUACGUGUAAAUGAUUCUUUAUGCAGAUCCUGUCUAUUGACAUACACUACACACAAGUUUCGAUCAACACUUGGAAAAUCAAAAUUGGUUAAAGCUAAUGAUCGUGUUUUAUUAGUAGCAUCUGGUUCUCAAUCAUCCACAGCUUUAUUGCAUCUGGUCAAAGAGGCUUUAAGUGAAGGAGCUCACAAAAGACUUCGUUUUUCACCAGGAGUUGUAUUUAUAGAUGAAAGUGUGACAUUGCAAAACAAAACAGAAUGGGAACUUGGCAUACAAGAUAUAAAAAAACUGGUUGAAGACUUGGGAUAUCCCUUUUAUUGUGUACCUAUUUACCAGAAUUUUCACUCCGCUGGUAUCGAUGCUGAUGGUGUAAAUGAAAUCAAUAAAAGUUCUUUCAGUCAAGCAUUUGCACAGUUAUCAACACUUACAGCAAAAGUCCAUUUUCUAUCCAUAGUCAGAAUGUCUGUAAUUGUUGCUACUGCCAGGAAACAUUCUUAUACAAAAGUAAUGAUUGGUGAUACUGCAAGUGAUUUAUCAAUAACACUUCUCUGCAACAUUCUACAAGGGAACGGCAAUGCUAUUCCUUUUGAGAUUGGGGUUGCUGACAAGAGAUACAGUGAUAUCGUUAUUAUACGACCACUAAGAGAAUUUAGCUCAAAAGAAGUUGCAUUAUACACCAGACUUAAUCAUCUAAGUUUUACAGUAGUGCCCAAUAUAUUAACCAAGAAAGCCACGAAUUCCUGCAUUCAACGUCAGACUGAACAAUUUGUAAACAGCCUACAGGCUGGAUUUCCUUCUACUGUCAAUACUAUUUUUAGGACUGGUGACAAGCUGUGCCUGGACCAAGAAUUUACUUUUUCACCUUGUUUGCUUUGUCAGAGGCCGAAAGAUAGAAUUGAAGAAUUAGAAACAGGUGAAAAAAUAGAAACUGAAGUUGAACAAGAUAAAAGAAAUGAUGUUAUUGAACAGCGGCAUAAAGUAAUGGAAGAGAAAAUGGAGAGUUUAAGUGGAGAAGAGAAUCUGCGAGUAGACAGAUUGAUUUUAUCAGAUGUAAAGUCUAAGUUGUGUUAUGGAUGCAAUAUUACUUUGAAAGAAAUGGGUGAGAAAUACGAACUUCUACCUUACUUUACAUUGAAAACUAUCCAACAAAUGAAAAAUAGAACAAGAAUGAAAAACGAAAUCAAAGAUUUUCUGCUUUAAAUCAUGUUAGCUUAUUACUUGGAAAACGAUGUAAAAAUAAAUAUUUUUGAAAAACAUAAUGUAUUUAA